CACCCCAAUUUUUCCAGUUUUUUAUUGAAAUUCACGCAGUUCAAGUCAAAUGAACAGCUUGAAAGGGUACAAAGGUAAGUGGUGAACUGCCAGAGGUAAAUAAAAAAAGGUAAGGUUAACCAAAACUGAAAAAUAAUGUACAUUUCAGAAUUAUACAAGUACGGUAGGCCUUUUUCAGGGAACAAGAAAUGGGUUAACAACUUAACUCUAUGGAGUCUUUUGCUAUUUUGUCCAUUUUUGAAUUAUUUUCAUGUCUUUGUAAGUAAUUUUGUGUCUUUUUUUGGUCAUUUUGUGUCUUUUGGUGUCUUUUUUUGGCAUUUUGUGUCUUUUUUUGGUCAAUUUGUGUCUUUUUUUAGUCCUUUAGUCCAACAUAAAAUGUGAUUUUGAAUCUUUUUUUUACUUUCAAAACACUAUCAUGCUCAAUAAAGAAUUUUAAAUGUUGCAAAUGUGCAUUAAUUUCAGAGUACACUGAGACAUUAAACUGCAUCAUUUUCAAUUAAAUUCUGGAAAAGUUGGUGUGUUCUAAAACUUUUUACCAGUAGUGUAGGUAACCUGCAGACAUAUGGAGCCUGAGUCACGCUGGUCUGAACGCUGGUAAACUCUGCACAGUCCCAAAAGCAACACAAAGGUCUGUAAAACAUCUGUAAAACAUCUGUAAAACAUUUGUUCCCUCUCAGAUAAGAUUUCCUCAUUCAACUCUGCGCCGCCACCCCGGGCGUGUAAAACACAACAGCCUGUGUCUGGCGAGCGCUCAGAGCUGUGAGGAGCUUUUUACAGCUGCUGCGUCAAAACAGUUUCUCUACUGUGGAUUUAAAGUAUUUCUCUGAGUAUUAUGGAUGCUCGAAGGGUUCGGUUGAUGUUUUGCCUUCUCCUGCUGGCACACUGCACGCUCCAGCAGACCUCCUCAAAGAAAAGAAAUGGCAAAAAAGACUCUGCAAACAGUGCUGCGAUAGAGGAGAUGAAGAAACAGAUUGAUGACAUUGUUCAAGAGCUGAAUUUAAUGAAAGAACAGCAAGCCUUGCAGACAGUUUGUCUACGAGGCACCAAGAUCAUCGGCAAGUGUUUCCUGGCCGACCCAGUGAAGAAGAACUUCCACGCAGCCAGCGAUGACUGCAUCGCCAAGGGUGGCAGCCUGAGCACUCCUCUGACAGGAGACGAGAACGACCAGCUCUACAGCUACGUACGGCAGAGCAUCGGCCCAGAGGAGCACAUCUGGCUGGGCAUCAACGACAUGGUGACCGACGGCCAGUGGGUCGACCAGUCGGGCUCCAACGUUCGCUUCAAGAACUGGGAGACGGAGAUCACCCUGCAGCCGGACGGAGGGCGCAGCCAGAACUGUGCCAUCCUCUCCACCACCGCAAACGGGAAGUGGUUUGAUGAGAGCUGCCGAGCUGAAAAGGCUUCUGUGUGUGAGUUCAACAUUGUCUGA
This is a messenger RNA of Centropristis striata (black sea bass), 1429 nucleotides long. RefSeq names its product C-type lectin domain family 3, member Ba (gene clec3ba). NCBI's taxonomy places the organism in Eukaryota, Metazoa, Chordata, Actinopteri, Perciformes, Serranidae. Gene Ontology annotation, molecular function: carbohydrate binding. The coding region runs from base 833 to 1429 and encodes 198 amino acids. Gene Ontology annotation, biological process: biological process involved in interspecies interaction between organisms. Gene Ontology annotation, cellular component: external side of plasma membrane. The record is from RefSeq and is a predicted model, not a curated record. The transcript is spliced from 3 exons.